Molecule: messenger RNA, 975 nt
Organism: Trichoplax adhaerens
Lineage: Eukaryota; Metazoa; Placozoa; Uniplacotomia; Trichoplacea; Trichoplacidae
Exons: 6
Coding region: 1-975 (324 amino acids)
Cellular component (GO): cytoplasmic microtubule
Source: RefSeq, a predicted model, not a curated record
AUGGCUACAUCGAGAGAACCUCGUUGGACUAUUCCUCCUGAUCCGGAUAGUGCUCGCCCAACAUCACGACCUUUAUCCGCAGGUCCUAAUCCACGAUUACGUGGUGAUGCUGUACGAAUCGCUCAUUCUCACACAGGCACGGUGGGAGUUUUAUUUUCUGAUACUCCAUAUGUGCCUGGUAAAGGUAAAACGACAAAAAACUUUAUGUUGGAGAACAUGCGUCGAAUAAAACAAACACAAAAGACAAAUCAGGAAAGAAAACAAAACGAAGAAAAUCGACCUACUAAACCCAUGUAUAAAAUGGAACGAUUUGUUGCUACUGCGACUUCAAAAGUUGCUAAAAUUAUUCAGGAUCCUCCACCAGCUCCAAGGUCUACUUCGGCAACAUUUUUACGCUCUCACUCAGGCAAAGGAAUCCCUUCACAUUUGAAAGAAAAUCGUUCACAAAGUACAAUAGGCCCAUUAGUAGUUAAUGCAACUAAAUUAUCAGUUCCAAAGGCUAAAGAAUGUAAUAAACAGUUUCAACAAGUGCGAAAAGAUAUAAACUACUUAAAUCGUAACGUUCGUGAAGCAAUCAAUACCAAGGUGCGAAAAUCUCCCUCUACAGAGUCCGUCAAAGAACAUUUAGAUAAGAAAAAUCAAGAUGAAAAAAGUCAUCCUAAAGGAAAAAUACCGAAAUAUCUAACAAAGCGUCAAGAGCAGUGGAGGCGAGACGAAGAAAGGCGGUUGGCCUCAAUACCGGACCCUAAUAUGCCACCCGGUCAUACAUUAAUGCCUGAUGCAGAAAGAAGGGAAACACUCGCAGCCCUAUUUGAAAAUCAAAGAGAGUUAGCUAUGAAAUUAGCAAAGAUGCCGUUACGGUGCGAUUCAUAUACAGCUAUGAACCGAAAGACUCAAGUCGAACGUAAACUAGCCGAAAUUGAUGAAGCUAUCAAGAUUUUUUCAAGACCAAAAGUUUAUAUCAAGGAAGAUUAA